ACUUACCUUUGCACGCCCUACGUCAUUCUCCAACCCCUCCCCUACCAUCUUUAGCCUUCAGAUAAAAAAUGCUGCGUCGAUCCGUCACAAACCUACGAGGUCCUCUUCUCAAACAACAACAGCGAGCAUUCUCAGCAAGUCGACCAAGUCUCGCUAAUGACACUCGCCGUUCUGCUUUGAUCUCACAACAAACUGUCAAGGAAUGGAAGGACCUGACUGCCCCACAAAAAGUCGUGGCUGCUACCAAGACCUCUGCUAAUAUAGGUUUAAUCUUGGCUGGAGCUGCUGUCACUGGCACCAUUCUGUAUUACGUUGGUUCCGAGCUAUUCAGCUCUCAAAGCUCGACCCAUAUAUUUUCGGACGCGCUGGACCGCGUGCGUCAACAUGAAGAAUUGAGUGCUAUGCUAGGCUCUCCUAUCAAAGGUCAUGGAGAACCAAGUCGAAGUCGAUCACGCCGAAAUAGACGGAUAUUACAUCAACUUGCUCAGGACUCGGAGGGAAAGGAGCAUUUGCUUAUGCGUUUUUAUGUUGAAGGACCCGACAAUGAAGGUACCUGCAUGGUCAAUAUGGUGAAGGACGAUAGGGGCAAAUGGCAAUAUCGCCAGCUUUAUGUGGAUGUUCCUGGCUCAGCGAAUAUGGCUAGAGGAGCAUAGAAGCUGAAAAGGAUACGACAUUGAACACAAGGUUCAAGUAAAAUGAAACUGUUAUAGAGGCUGGUCGGUAUACCAUCUCAGUAAGUGCUGACCGGUAAAAGUUGGACUGGGCUAGUAGCAUAUAAAUCGAAUGAAUUUAUCAUGAUCCAAAAGCAAAAAAUAAAUAGUAACAGAGUCUAUUCACUCCAUCGUGAGCAGCUAUCUAUCCAGA
Umbelopsis ramanniana AG is the source of this 864-nucleotide messenger RNA. RefSeq lists its product as uncharacterized. The transcript has 2 exons. NCBI's taxonomy places the organism in Eukaryota, Fungi, Mucoromycota, Umbelopsidomycetes, Umbelopsidales, Umbelopsidaceae. The record is from RefSeq and is a predicted model, not a curated record. Bases 69 to 653 code for a protein of 194 amino acids. Gene Ontology annotation, cellular component: TIM23 mitochondrial import inner membrane translocase complex. Gene Ontology annotation, biological process: protein import into mitochondrial matrix.